Molecule: messenger RNA, 1785 nt
Organism: Amaranthus tricolor (Joseph's coat)
Lineage: Eukaryota; Viridiplantae; Streptophyta; Magnoliopsida; Caryophyllales; Amaranthaceae
Product: ribulose bisphosphate carboxylase large chain-like
Exons: 1
Coding region: 865-1677 (270 amino acids)
Biological process (GO): carbon fixation
Molecular function (GO): magnesium ion binding; ribulose-bisphosphate carboxylase activity
Source: RefSeq, a predicted model, not a curated record
CACUCAUUGUCUCACUUCAAAAAUAUCACGCCUCCCUCUCUUCCUCACGUCCCCUCACCCUCACAAGCAGCAGGCGACACACUAAAGCCCAACAGCAGUAGCCGUGACUUCCUCCAUCAGUCCGAUUGCGUUUUCCUUUCCCACGACAGCCACCAACAGCACCGGCUCAACUCCUCCCUCCAAGAGCAGCAGCAACUGCGUUUACUUCUCCUGACCAGCAGCAGCGGCUGUUUUGGCCCCCCAACGUUACCGUGCUCCAUCUACACCAACAUCACUGCAACAAUUAACUAUAGUUUCACCCCUUUUCCAGUCCCACCAUUAUAAGCCACUUCUUCUUCCCUUGUUUGAUUUUUACUUGUUUCUAAUUGAAAUUUUAACAAGUUUAUGAGGUUUUACUUGUUUUAUAAUUAGAAAUAUUGACUUUUGUGAAAAUUAUAAGUUUGACUUAUUUUAAAAUUAGAAAUAUUAUUUUUUGUGAAAUUAUAAGUUUUAUUUGUUUUAUAACUAAAAUGUUGACUUUACAUCUAGGAUAUACAUAUACAACAUAUACCCCUGUCAAGGGUAAAUUUCGAAUUAUUUAAUUCGUUCCAUUUAAAUGGGGACAAAGGGGUUAAUAAAUUAAAAACCUAAAGAACAACUGUUACGGUUGGGUUGCGCCAUAUAUAUGAAAGAGUAUACAAUAAUGAUGUAUUUGGCGAAUCAAAUACAUGGUCUAUUAACAAACCAUUUUGAUUAGUUGAUAAUAUUAAUUGAGAAUUUUAUGAAAGAUUCUUGUAAAAGGUUUUCUUAAGGCCGAAUUUAUGUCGAGUAGACCUUGUUGCUUUGUUGUAAAAAAUUUAAAAUUGAAUUUGUAGGGAGGAACUUAUGUCACCACAAACAGAGACUAAAGCAAAUGUUGGAUUUAAAGCUGGUGUUAAAGAUUACCGAUUGACUUAUUAUACUCCUGAGUAUGAAACCCUAGAUACUGAUAUCUUGGCAGCAUUCCGAGUAACUCCUCAACCUGGAGUUCCACCUGAAGAAGCGGGGGCUGCAGUAGCUGCCGAAUCUUCUACUGGUACAUGGACAAGUGUAUGGACCGACGGACUUACCAGUCUUGAUCGUUACAAAGGACGAUGCUACAACAUCGAGCCCGUUGCUGGAGAAGAAAAUCAAUAUAUUUGUUAUGUAGCGUAUUCUUUAGACCUUUUUGAAGAAGGUUCUGUUACUAACAUGUUUACUUCCAUUGUGGGUAACAUAUUUGGGUUCAAAGCUUUGCGUGCUCUACGUUUGGAAGAUUUGCGAAUCCUUGUUGCUUAUGUCAAAACUUUCCAAGGCCCGCCUCACGGUAUCCAGGUUGAAAGAGAUAAAUUGAACAAGUAUGGUCGUCCCCUAUUGGGAUGCACUAUUAAACCCAAAUUGGGGUUAUCCGCUAAAAACUAUGGUCGAGCAUGUUAUGAAUGUCUUCGUGGUGGACUUGAUUUUACCAAAGAUGAUGAAAACGUGAAUUCCCAGCCGUUCAUGCGUUGGAGAGACCGUUUCCUAUUUUGUGCCGAAGCUAUUUAUAAAUCACAAGCCGAAACAGGUGAAAUCAAAGGGCAUUGCAAACCUAAUAAGUUUAUUUAUUUUUCUAAACUUGAAAUAUUGAUUUUUGAUGAACUUAUUGAAUUUUGUAAACUUAUCCAAAUGAUGCAAUUUUAACUUGAUUUUUAAUUAGAAUAUUUUAUUUUUUUUGAAGAGAAUAUAGUUUUAUUUAUUGUAAAGUUGGAAAUGUUGAUUUUGGGAACUUAUUUAAAAAGAAAUAGAUUU